Messenger RNA from Acipenser ruthenus (sterlet), 5824 nucleotides. RefSeq names its product alpha-actinin-4. Gene Ontology annotation, cellular component: cell projection; cortical actin cytoskeleton; Z disc. The record is from RefSeq and is a predicted model, not a curated record. Gene Ontology annotation, biological process: muscle cell development; actin cytoskeleton organization. The transcript has 22 exons. Gene Ontology annotation, molecular function: calcium ion binding; actin filament binding. Lineage: Eukaryota; Metazoa; Chordata; Actinopteri; Acipenseriformes; Acipenseridae. The coding region runs from base 243 to 3011 and encodes 922 amino acids.
AUGAGCCACAAGCCUUCCCCUAACAGCAGUGGGAGCGGCGGGACAAGCUUCCGAUUACUCCCUAGAGGUGAGGCGCAAACAGCGGAGGACAGACCUGCAGAGAACACGCCGGAGACUCGGGGAGAAGCGGGGCCGCGGUUAUAUUGUGUCGAGCACCGUGUGUGUAAAAGAGAGACAGAGACAGCGGGGACGGGAGUAUAGAGACAGACCGAGACAGAGAGCGAAUACACAGCCAAGGGAAAAUGGUGGAUUAUCACGCCACGAACAACCAGCAAUCGUCUCCCGGCGGAGGCCAGACCUACAUGGAGCAGCCUGACGAGUGGGAUCGGGACCUCCUCCUCGACCCCGCCUGGGAGAGACAGCAGCGAAAGACGUUCACAGCCUGGUGUAACUCUCACUUGCGGAAGUCAGGAACGCAGAUUGACAACAUUGAAGAGGAUUUCAGAGACGGGCUCAAACUGAUGCUGCUGCUGGAGGUCAUAUCAGGUGAACGGUUACCCAAACCUGAGAGAGGAAAGAUGAGAGUCCACAAGAUCAACAACGUCAACAAAGCGCUGGACUUCAUCGCCAGUAAAGGAGUCAAACUGGUUUCCAUCGGGGCCGAGGAGAUCGUGGACGGGAAUGCUAAGAUGACCUUGGGGAUGAUCUGGACCAUCAUCCUGCGCUUCGCAAUCCAGGACAUCUCCGUCGAAGAAACCUCUGCAAAGGAGGGCCUGCUGCUCUGGUGCCAGCGCAAGACAGCCCCCUACAAGAACGUGAACGUGCAGAACUUCCACAUCAGCUGGAAGGACGGUCUUGCCUUCAACGCCCUGAUUCACAGACACAGGCCCGAGCUGAUCGACUAUGACAAGCUGAGGAAGGACGACCCCAUCACUAACCUGAACAAUGCCUUUGAGGUGGCUGAGAAAUACCUCGACAUCCCCAAAAUGCUGGACGCUGAAGACAUCGUGGGCACGGUCAGGCCUGAUGAGAAAGCCAUCAUGACGUACGUCUCCUCCUUCUAUCACGCCUUUUCUGGGGCACAGAAGGCCGAGACGGCAGCCAAUCGCAUCUGCAAGGUGCUGGCUGUGAACCAGGAGAACGAGAAUCUCAUGGAGGACUACGAGAAGCUGGCCAGCGACCUCUUGGAGUGGAUCCGGGCCACGAUCCCUUGGCUGGAGAACCGAGCCCCUGAGAAGACGAUGCAGGAGAUGCAGGUGAAGCUGGAGGAUUUCCGGGGGUACAGGCGGGUGCACAAGCCCCCCAAGGUGCAGGAGAAGUGCCAACUGGAGAUCAACUUCAACACCCUGCAGACCAAGCUGAGGCUGAGCAACCGGCCUGCCUUCAUGCCCUCCGAGGGGAGGAUGGUCUCGGACAUCAAUAACUCGUGGCACAGUCUGGAGCACGCAGAGAAGGGCUACGAGGAGUGGCUGCUGAACGAGAUCCGCAGACUCGAGAGACUCGACCACCUGGCAGAGAAAUUCAGACAGAAAGCCACCAUCCACGAGGCGUGGACCGAGGGUAAUGAGGCCACACUGACCAAGAAGGAUUACGAGACGGCAACGCUGUCUGACAUCAAAGCCCUGCUGCGCAAACACGAGGCCUUCGAGAGUGACCUCGCUGCGCACCAGGACAGAGUGGAGCAGAUCGCUGCCAUCGCACAGGAGCUCAAUGAGCUGGAUUACUACGACUCUCCCAGUGUGAACGCUCGCUGCCAGAAGAUCUGUGACCAGUGGGAUGUACUGGGAUCCCUGACCCAGAGCCGCAGGGAAGCCCUGGAGAGGACAGAGAAGCAGCUGGAGUCGAUUGAUGAGUUGUACCUCGAGUACGCCAAGAGGGCGGCACCUUUCAACAACUGGAUGGAGGGGGCGAUGGAGGACCUGCAAGACAUGUUCAUCGUGCACAACAUCGAUGAGAUCCAGGGUCUGCUGUCUGCUCAUGAGCAGUUCAAGGCGACUCUCUCCGAUGCUGAUAAGGAGCGCGAGUCGAUCCAGGGGAUUCAGAAUGAGGUUCAAAAGAUCGCCCAGUACAACAGCAUCAAGCUGACUGGAGGGAACCCCUACACCACCAUCACCCCCCAGGCCAUCAACGCCAAGUGGGACAAAGUGCAGCAGCUCGUUCCUCAGAGGGACCGCGCUCUGCAGGAGGAGUUGGCGCGGCAGCAGUCCAACGACCGGCUGAGGCGCCAGUUUGCCAACCAUGCCAACGUGGUGGGACCCUGGAUCCAGAACAAGAUGGAGGAGAUCGGGCGUAUCUCGAUUGAGAUGCACGGCACUCUGGAGGACCAGCUGAAUCACCUGAAGCAGUACGAGCGAAGCAUCAUCGAGUACAAACCCAACAUCGACCAGCUGGAGGGAGACCACCAGCUCAUCCAGGAGGCGCUGAUCUUCGACAACAAGGACACCAGCUACAGCAUGGAGCACCUGAGAGUGGGCUGGGAGCAGCUCCUCACCACCAUCGCCCGCACCAUCAACGAGAUCGAGAACCAGAUCCUGACCAGAGACGCCAAGGGAAUCAGCCAGGAGCAGCUGCACGAGUUCAGGGCCUCUUUCAACCACUUCGACAAGGAUCACAGCGGCGCUCUGGGCCAGGAGGAGUUCAAGGCGUGCCUCAUCAGCCUGGGCUACAAUGUGGAGAACACCAAGCAGAAGCGCACAGGAAUGAUGGACACUGAUGAUUUCAGAGCGCUGCUCAUUUCAACUGGAUACAGCCUGGGUGACGCAGAGUUCGCUCGCAUCAUGAGCGUCGUUGACCCCAACAACAGCGGGGUCGUGACCUUCCAGGCCUUCAUCGACUUCAUGUCCAAAGAGACGACUGACACCGACACAGCGGACCAGGUGGUGGCGUCCUUCAAGAUCCUGGCAGGAGACAAGAACUUCAUCACAGCGGCGGAGCUGCGCAGGGAGCUGCCCCCAGACCAGGCUGAGUACUGCAUCUCCCGCAUGGCUCCCUACCAGGGGCCCGAUGCCAUCCCCGGGGCCCUGGACUACAUGAGCUUCUCCACAGCGCUGUAUGGGGAGAGCGACCUGUAACACACGCGCACGCGCUCGCUCACUCUCACUCAUUACCCAGCAACGAGGGGGAGAGGUAGGGAGAGGGAGAGAGAGAGAGGUAGGGAGUGCGAUCAAGCAAGAGAGGUUAAAGUGUGAAACUGCAAGUCUGCUCAGAGAAAGAGAGAUGGAGAUAGAGAGAGAGAAUUCGACCGUGAGUCUUGAAAAACAUUCCAUUUAUUGUCUUAAUAAUAAUAAUAAUACAAGGGUAUAAUAUCUGUCUUUAAUCUAUGCAAUCUAUUAUCAUUUCGCUACAUUAUAGAUAUACAGAGACACGCAGAAGCAAAAAUUAUGUGGGAAUUUAAAUAUUGUUAAAAAAAAAAAAAAAUUAUUACUGAAAUGUUUCUAACUUUUUGCAAGGAGGUCGGGUACGGACCAAAUUUAAAAUUCUGGUGACUGUUUUUUUUUUUUUUUUAAUAGAUAUUGUAUUUGUUAGACAUCGUCUUGGAGAAACUGCUGUACAGAAAAAAUAUCCCCUCCCCUGUGAAAGGAAUGUUUCAUUCACUUUAGAUUCUUUUUUAUUUUUUUUAAAUCUAAAAAUCUGACGAGGCAUUCAAAUGUGUAACCUGAACUGAGGACCUGUCUCUUUGUUUUUUUUUAAUUUUAUUUAAUUAAAAAGGGGGGUAAUUUCACUAUUUUUGAAUGUUUUCAGUGACUGUAUGUGAUGCAGUCUAAUAAAUAUCACAGACAGACGGACAGUUCUUUUUAAAUUAGACUCACGGUUUUAUGAUUCUAGAUGCAGACAGAACAACGGACCAAAUUUAUUUUACUAUUUAACAUAAUCAGGAAUGAAAAUGCGACUCAUGUUGCACAGCGCUGUGAUCCAGUCCUGGUUUCACUAGGAGUUUAAUAAUCACCUGAGCUUGUUAUCCACACACACUGGGGCUGAUCAAGCUGGUAGUAAAACCUGGACUGGGUGACCCUGCUGUGCAAUGGGAGUCUCAUUCCCAACCCUGAUUUAUUAAUUGUUAUCCACAUAUAAAUGAACAGCUGUAGGGACUUAGCAUAUAUCUUAAAUAAAUAAUUAAAACAAAAAAUUUAACUAAAUUUAAGCAUAGGAAAGAAAAGUAUUUAUCUCAAAAUAUGUAACUUUUUUUUUUUUAAUUUGUGGAUUGUACAUACUUCAUCAAACUUCAUUUCUGAUUUAUGUGGUAAAAGCUGGGCUUUUUCUCUCGAGUUGGCGGCUCAACGCAUUUUGCGCGUUUGAAAUUAGAACCUGCAUUGUUUCAUUAAGAAGAGAACACAGGGGCUGUAUUAAAUCAGAGCUACGACGCAGAGCUGAAUAAACACAUUACUGGAUUUCUCACAUCAAGCUCUCCACAGGUGAGGUUCGCUGGCGUCCAUCGGGCUGACUCACCAUUCAGAGUGAAACGAGUGUAGAAACAGCUGCCUGGGUUUGUGUGGAUCGCUGUUCUCCUCCACAGAGUCUAAGAAAAGCAGCGAUCAUCACAAACCCAAGCAGCUGUUUCUUCACUCGCGUCACUCUGAAUGGUGAAUCAGCCCGAUGGACGCCAGCCACCCUCGUUUGCAGAGCUGGAUCUGGACAGUCGACCAAUCCAGACGUCUUCACUGCUUCGUCGAAGACUUUGAUUUCAUUCGGGCUCUUGUACCACUUCCUUUGCUAUAAUAUAAAUAUGUUUUAUAUAUCCGGUUGUGAUAUUUCUCUUGUUGCGACCUCACUGUUUAUGAAUAGCUUUGAAAGUGCAUCACAUAUAUUUCAUUAAAAGUCAAAGUACAUUAUGAUAAAGCAAUCGACUGUAUAUGAAAUAAAUUGCGAAAAGAAACCGCACGUGAUACCACCUGUAGAUACUGUAGGAGGAGCGUGUAUUAAUAAUUAAUAAUAAUAAUAAUAAUAAUGAUAAUGAUGAUAAUUAGCGUUUUAUAAAAACAAAUGCAUACAUAGUUCUGUCUAAUAUAUAUAUAUAUAUAUAUAUAUUAGAAUAUAGAAACAACGCACAGCUGUAUCCCAGGAGAAUCAUGUAUUUAGACGUUUUUAUCCAAAGCGACGUACAGAGACUAGGGGGGUGAGCGAUGCAUCAUCAUCAACAACUGCUGCUGCAGAGUCACUUCCGAUAGGACCCCGUUUGUUUUACGUCUCAUCUGAAGGACGGAGCACAAGCAGGUUCAGUGACUUGCUCAGGGUCCCACAGACAGUGAAUCAGCGGCUGAGCCGGGAUUUGAACCCGGGAUUUGAAUCCCCUGUGCUGUCUGAAGCAGCAGUUUUAGCAGGCAGCUCCCAGGCUUUUGUGGAUGAUUCAAUUGAGUUUGUCGUGUGUAUGUUAAUGGCGAUUUUGGAUGCAGGAUAUUCUCUUAAUUGAAGUCAGGAGGUGUAUUGUAAAACCGUGAACCCUACCGGAGUGCAGGGGCUGGGGUGGGGUGAGGGGGUCGUCCCUGUAGUUUUUAGGAUUCAUUUUCUUUUUUUUAUAUAUAUACUUUAUAAGGGGGUUUCUUUUGCAUUUCGUGUUAUAAACAGUUUGUUUUUCUUUGUGUUCUAUAUGGAAAUACACACGUGCACGCAUCUUCAAAUGCGAUUUAAUAAAAAUUAUAAAAUAUAAAGAUGUGUUCUUUUCUUUUUAGGAUGUAAAACAUUACAUGCUUUCCUUUCACCCUGUUUUCUCUCCCCCCCCCCCCUCCCCCCCCAUCUUAGUCACAACAUUAUGAAGCUAUGUCUUCAUCAAAUUUUCCUAGCGAAAUGUGUUAAAGGGGAGGAGCUUUUUUUUGCCUUUAUUCUGUGGGUGUUUUUAAAUGGGGUUCUGCCCUCCCUUUUAAUAAAUAAAUCUACCAUAUUUUUGAAA